Lampris incognitus (smalleye Pacific opah) is the source of this 1071-nucleotide messenger RNA. RefSeq names its product NADH:ubiquinone oxidoreductase subunit A8 (gene ndufa8). The transcript is spliced from 4 exons. Lineage: Eukaryota; Metazoa; Chordata; Actinopteri; Lampriformes; Lampridae. Gene Ontology annotation, biological process: mitochondrial electron transport, NADH to ubiquinone. The coding region runs from base 96 to 611 and encodes 171 amino acids. The record is from RefSeq and is a predicted model, not a curated record.
UCUCGUCAGUUGUCCUGUAGUUAGUCGAGGACCUUGGAUGUGUUUGUGAAGUUACACUGAGCCUUACGUUUGCUUCUGUGCAGCACAGUCUAACUAUGCCCACAACGGAGAUCCCCAAUCUGCAGGAGCUGAGCGUGGACGAGAUAAAUGUGUCCUCCGCAGUGCUAAAGGCUGCUGCCCAUCAUUAUGGCUCUCAGUGUGAUAAACCCAACAAGGAGUUCAUGCUCUGCCGCUGGGAAGAGAAAGAUCCCAGAAGAUGUCUGGAAGAAGGGAGGAAGGUCAACGAGUGUGCACUUAACUUCUUCAGGCAAAUCAAGGGAAAUUGUGCCGAGUCUUUCACUGAGUACUGGACCUGUUUGGACUAUUCCAAUCUGCAAGAGCUGCGUCGCUGCCGGAACCAGCAGGAAGCCUUCGACGGCUGUGUCCUUGAUAAGCUUGGCUGGAAGAGACCUGACCUGGGAGACCUGUCCAAGGUGACCAAGGUGGAAACUACACGGCCCAUCCCGGAAAAUCCGUACCACUCUCGGCCACGCCCCGAGCCGAACCCGGUUAUUGAUGGAAAACUGGAGCCUGCCAAACAUGGCAGCAGGCUGUUCUUCUGGAGCUGGUGAUGCAGAGGUCCAAACCAACCAACUCAGUCCACCAAGCCAUGAGCCCUGUCCAGAAACAACCACACGUCACAGAAGAUAAAGAUAAAUAUUUGUCAUAGAUAUGUUUGCUUGCACCUGUGGUACUGUAAAAAGUUCAAUAUCUUAAAUUAAUUGCCGUGAUGCAGCAUAACCGCUGCAGCUCCACUUCACUCUUUACAUAGGAAUGGCUGGGUUUAUCAUGCUACCCAGUUGUGUUUGUAAAGUCUAAGGCUUAGUAUUUGGACAGGGUCCAUGCCCAGUGGGCUCAACAUCCACUGUACACCCAGUGUGAUGAAACCUCUCAAUAUAGUGAAAAAGAUUCUGUGGGAGACAAAUGACCCCCGACAGCCCUAUGGAUACCUUAUGUAAAUUAUAUUGAGUGAACAGAUGCUACAUACUGUGUUAUGGUUGUUGUCAAAUAAUAAAACAGUUCUUGUUUUAA